AUGGCUCUGCUCCAGCAUGCCGUCCGCGCCGCCCGCGCCCCUCAGUCCAUCCUCCGACAGGCGCUCCCCACGGGCUCCCGCUUUCUUGCGGUGCUGCGCCCUGAGGCCAAGUCAAUGCCCGGCCAGCUUUCUCAGACUUCGACGGCUGUCCAGACCGCAGGACUCGGGGAGCCCAUGACCAAGCGCAACGCCGGAGUGUCCGUGCUGGGCUGUGCCAUCGCUAUGGUUGCGGUGGGCGGUUGCGCUCAGGGCAUCGGACAACUCUUCGCGGCUCUGGUGGUGGGAAUGGCUCGGAAUCCAUCCAUGAAGGAGGACCUUUUCACGUACACGCUGAUUGGGAUGGGUUUCCUGGAGUUCCUGGCCAUUGUGGUCAUUCUGAUCGCAGGGCUUCUGCUGUACUCCGAGUCCGCCCCGCUUACCCAAUGCUUUGUUGCUGUGAUCCGUCUCGAGGUGACCCGUCGCCAGCAGCAGAGGCGCCGAGCUUUGAUGGACCUGCUGGAGAAGGCGGAGGAAGACGUGGCCGCCCCAAGCCCCGAAGCUCAAGAGGGCGCCUGCGCGGGCACGACCGCGCAGGAGCCCUCCGAUAGCCCAGCGGGACCGGCCGAAGUGGCCCUAGACGAUGCGACUCCGCGAAGCGGAGGCCCAGACCCAGAGACGAAUUCACAUGCGGACACGGCCGUCGAGGUGGACACAGCCCCCCUGCCGACGCCUGCUCCCGGCACUCCGCCAGCACACUCCAAGGAUGUGCCGACCGCCGCCGGAGGUGGGACGGCAGCAGUGCGGGCAGUGCGAGCAGCCUGUGCUUCCGAUCUGAGUACGAACGCCCCUGAGGUAGUUCGGUUGACCCGACGGCUGUACAUAGCAGCAUGGCUGAUCCGCCACUGGUCUGUGCCUGAGGCGCAGGACGUGUCGAAGUCUCGAGUCGAAGGCUUGGCGGCGCAGCUGCGGCGCGAGGUGCGAGGCUUCCUGCGCACGGCCGGAUGGCCGAAGAGCCGAGCUCCGCGGCGCGAUGCCGGCGUCUGGGUUCCCUGGCACGACUGCCGCUGGGCACAUGUGCUGUGCCAGUUGGCCUUGCCGCAGCAAACGCGGCUCCUCUACUUCCCUGAAACGGGGCACCUUCAGCUGCGGGGCCCCAGCGUGCUCUUCCCUCUCGGUCUCACGCCGGACGGGGUGUGGAUGGAGGCGGAGGAGGGCAAUGCCUUGGUACCGCCGCGGACUUGGGCGGCCAUAGGCGGCGCGGUGCGGGCCUCUGGCACAGGAGAGAUGGCCCUGGUGAUGUCCACUCAAGUGGCCGAGUGUCGGCAGGCUUCGGCUGCCAUGCCUCCUUUUCAGGAGGCUUUUCGAUGGAGUCUCAGGGCGAUCCUGGCUGAGCUGGCCUUGACGAGCCCAGGGGCCCCGCGACACCUCAUCGACUUCGCGCUCUCCUUGAACUAUGCAGCUGUGAACUUGUACCUGGCGCUCAAGCACGCCGACUUGCGGCAUGAAGCCAAGGAGCAAACAGACCUGGGUUGGCCCCAGUGGCUCCGGCAAGAGUGGAUGAUGGACCUCCGCAGGAUCUCCUGGGACAUCAUGGACUUGUUUGGCCUGCAGAGCCAGAAAGCCCAGGAAGUCGGAGCCUUCACGGACGAGGAGAAGGAGAUGAUGAGUGUCCAUUUGGAGCCUCAUCUGCAGCAGAUGCAGAACAUCCUGGAGGAUCUUGCAACCCUGAUCAUCCCCACGCCCUCGCCAUGGAUGUCCGCACCGCCGGUGGACCUGGACGCCUCGGACGCUGCACGGCACUACUGGACGUCGCUGUCGCCUGCAGACACGGUCCAGGUGGAGGCGCAGCCGACAGCUCUGCGUGUGCCCGCGGUUGGAAUCUACACCUCGGAAAGGCCGUACCGGUGCUCACAGGCCACUUGGUGGGCUCUUCAGCUGAGGGUGCGUCACCUCCAUCUCGCAGGCAGCCGACGCUGCCUGCGAGCCGCCGCAUCUGUGCUGAGGCACCGAGGACGCAGAUCCAGGAUCUUCAUUUCAGUGGCUGCGCAGCAUCCCGCGGACCUGCACAGGAUCUUUGCAAAGGUCGGCCUUGUCCUCCUGCCUGGCCAGGAUGCUGCAAGCGCCCGUCAAGGUCCCACUGCCGCUCUCGGGCGUGAUUUCUGCGACUGGACGCCGUAUGUGGGCAGUGAGUGCAUCAACCAGGGCAGCAGCGAGCUCUAUGCAUCCAAAGCUCAAGCCGAGAGGACGUCCGCUGACGUCGUUGUGCGGCUGGUGCUGAGCAAGGCUGCGGCGCUGUUUCCGGCACUGGAGCCCUGGGAGGACCCUCACAUCCGACAGCUGGCAUUCGAACUCGGUCAAACACCGCCUUCCUUGUUCGCACAGCUGCACUUGCAGGAGGGUCGUGGAGUACUGCUGGAGGUGCCCGAGAGCCUCGGAAGGUUACGACACGACCUCCGACAACUGGGCCGGCAUUCCCUGAGCUGGAUGCACAUGCAGCGCCUGCGCGAGCUGCCCGGCUUGGCCGCAGGGAAGAUCGGAGAGCUGCCAGCUGAGACGAUGGCCCUCCGUGCUGCCGACCUGGCCGCCCAGACCUGGACAAGGCCCAAGCCGGCGAGCGAGGACGCCUAUGGCUUGAGCGAUGUGCCCAUCCACCGCUUGCACGUUGGGGUGGAGGAGAGGCUCCAAGAGUCCCUGAAAGUGCUUGUCAGCCGACUGGAGGCUGCUCCAUGCAUCAGCUCGCAUGCUUGCGAUCCGCGGGCAGGCGCGGACUCUGCCUCCCACGUGGAGUGCCUGCUGAACUCCUUCCAGCCGGGGAAGGUGCCCGACGGCCCUGGCAACUUCGCUUCAGCCUUGUCUUGGAAGCUAUGGGCGGACCUUCUUACCGCAAGGUUGGAGGAGGCGGUGCCCCAGCUUGAGAAGUUGCUGAGCUUUGACUUGCCUGCGGAGAGGCCACGGCGGCCGCGCUUCGUGGUGAUGGAUGACUUUCUGCCGGUGGCAGUGGCGCCUGCCCUAAUGGAGGAGCUGCGCGACCGCGGCGUGCACAUGUGUGAGGUGUUGGCGGACUGCACAUCUGGCACCCUGAAGUGCGAGCUGCAGCCAGGGAAGCACGAGUUCGGGAGGAUCAGCGCCGCCAUAAGCACGCCUUGGGCCAUGGAGGUCAGCCACUACCUCCUCUCAGAGCAGUUCUUGGCCCUGCUGGAGCAGAUCACGCACCGGCGGCUGCGCCCGGCACCGUGGUUUAAACAAGGCAACCUCCUGGAGACGCUCCCGUCGGGGUACCUGGGCUUGCACGAGGAUCGAUCUCAGCGCGUCCAUCGAGAUGCCCCGCCCACGCCCUUCGAGGAUAGCCGACUCCCACGUGUCAAUGCCCUACUCUUCGUGAAUGACCUGGACGGCGCUAGCUACACAGGUGACCUGGAGCUGUGGUCGCUAGAUGGAGAUUGGCCCAACCUCAGUCCCCGGAGCCCCGUGGCGCGCGUGGCGCCAAAGAGCAACCGUUUGCUGCUCUUCGACACCGUCUGGGGCGUCCACGGACUUCCGUGGCCUCUGCUCGGCAACCAGAGCCGGAGGGCACUGCAGUGGUACUUUGUCGAGGAUGGGGCAGAACACGCCCCUGGGCUGGUUCGCCACAACUUUCCCGCGGGCUGCGGUUCCGACUGUUACGACGAUGUCGAGGAACUGUGA
Molecule: messenger RNA, 3663 nt
Organism: Symbiodinium natans
Lineage: Eukaryota; Dinophyceae; Suessiales; Symbiodiniaceae
Source: the annotation of a GenBank genome assembly